Molecule: messenger RNA, 2159 nt
Organism: Pseudo-nitzschia multistriata
Lineage: Eukaryota; Bacillariophyta; Bacillariophyceae; Bacillariales; Bacillariaceae
Source: the annotation of a GenBank genome assembly
CUCUCUCAAAAACAUACACACCGCCCCACCUUGCUUCCGCAUUCUUUGCAGCCAUUGAUUGAAGAGAAGAGAAAUAGAAACACCACGCCGCCGACAGAAUGACCAUGGAUGCCACGGACCGAACGCCGGACGAGGAACACAGCGAAAGCAGCGACACGACCACGAAACCUGCUGGCGUCGUAUUGGCGAUCGACGUCGGCAGCAGCAGCGUGCGAUGCACCGCCUACGACUGCCUCGCGACAACUCACAGGAGGGGCCACGAAACGGUCGCCACGGUUCCCAUUCCCGGUUGCUUCGCCUCGAUCCAGAGACCGGGAGUGGAGCCUCUUUCGGGUGCCGUCCGAACGAUCGAUUUGAUGGACGCCAUCGACGGCUCCGUCGACGAGGUCUUGACGAAACUCGGGAAACACUUCGAGGGCCGGAAGAGGGGCUUCCGGGUGGAAGCCGUUGGGUUUUCUACCUUUGUGAUGAAUCUGGUAGCAGUCGAUGCGAACGGGAAGCUCGUCACAUUCGGCGACGGCGACGACCAAAAGGGUGACUCAAACAGUAACGAGGACGCCGAGGCGGUUCACCACGGGACUCCAUCGACCACCGUAAGCAUAAGCUACGCGUGCAAUGCUACAAGAGUCAACGAGGAAUGCCGGCGGCUGCGGCGAGACCUCGGGCAAGAAGCCGUCGACAAAUUGUACGAAGGCACCGGGGCUCCCCUUCACUCGGCCUAUGCCCUUCCCCAGUUGCGCGUUCUGUACAAUAGUCUCUGUCCGGAGAGAAAACGAAAGAUCCACAGCUGGCAAAGCGUGGCGGGGKAUUGCUUAUCGCAAUGGAUCGGAACCCCACACCUCCCGGUGUCGUACUCGGAAGCCUCCUGGACCGGCUUGCUGAACGUGUCCGAUUGCACCUACGACGAAUCCGCGGUGGGGUUGUUGCCCCCGGAAUGCCGCCGGGCCCUGCCGCAGCUGGCCGACUUUACGGACGGUUUGUGCGGGCUGCCCCGGCUCGUUCGCGGACGCAGCGAGGGCACCGGGAAUCCCUACUGGGAGAAAUGGCCGGAUCUGCGGGACGCGAGGUUCUUUCUGGGAAUCGGGGAUGGUGCCUGCGCCAAUGUCGGAAGCAAGUGCACGGGUUCCUCCCGUUUCGCGGUGACGAUCGGAACGUCGGCCGCUGCCCGGGUGUGCCUGCGGAGGGAAGCCGGCGGGGGGCCGGCGUUCUUUUCGAUCCCCGAGUGCCGCGGCCUGUUUUGCUACCGCGUCGAUCGGCACCACGUCUUGAUCGGGGGGGCGCUGACCGACGGUGGGUCCGUCGUGGAGUGGGCGUCAAGGUUCCUGAACCUGGACCCGCGCGCCUUUCGGGAGUGUCUCGGGGAAGCCAGGGCCCUGGUCGAGGCCGAGUGCGAGCGCGAGGCCCGGUCGGCCGGAAGGCACCGGGAGCAAGGGGAUCUUUUCGUGGCGCCCUUUCUGGGCGGCGAGCGGAGCACGGGCUAUCGCGAUGGCGCGACGGGAGCGGUCCUCGGCCUGACGCGGGAAACCACCCCGGCACACUUUUUGAAGGCAUCCCUGGAGGGCGUCUCGCUCCGGCUCAAGGCGGUCCUGGACCUCUUGCUCCGGCUGGUCCGCGAGGGUCCCGCCGGGCCCUUGGGAAUCGCAGGAGAUCCCGUCAUCGUGGCCAGCGGAAGGGCCAUGGAGGCCAACCACCUCUGGCGGCAGAUGGUCUCCGAUGCCAGCGGUCUUUCCGUCGUCCUGGACGAGGACGCGGCCGAGGGAACGAGCCGCGGCCUGGCCCGAUUGGUCGCGCUUUCGCUCCAGCGGGACGCGGGCUCGGAGGAAACACCGCUCCCGGUGUCGGAGCACGAGGAGGACCUGAACCCCUACCUGACCUCCAGGCCGACGCCGGCCGCAACCGCCCUGUACGCACGCAAGUUCCGGGCGCAAGAGGUCUUUAUCGAUUGCGUAUCUCCGUUGUUUUCUUCGGCGUAAAAAACUGCAUCCCGAGUGGAAUUGCCGUGUUGUACCUCUUUGUUCCGAUCGGCAGGCGGAAUCGACUCCUGGAUUUGCAAUUCGAAACAAUAUGGUUUCCAUUUUGGCACAAUUCUAGAGGGGAAAUCAUGUAGUUCAUUGGAAAGUAGCGAAGCGUCAAGUCGUAAAUUGAAACAUUUUCAGUGU